AUGGAAGAUUUAUGUAAUCGUAUCGAGCAAUUUGCUUUUUGCUUAAUCACGGAACCAUAUGACAGAAUCAACGGAUUAGAAACAGAAAUACUAGAGCAUGGGCUUGAUUAUAUAAUCCAACUUUUGCAAUAUGAAUUGGCCGAGCAAGUAUCUCCAGUAGUCAUCCAUUUCACAUUGAAAUGCUUAAACAAGAAUCUGAAUCCUAAUUCAGAUCCCGAGAUAUUUACGAAAAUUCUCAAUAUAUUUUCAGAAAUCUUUCCAAAAUUGCCAAAUAAAAUUGCAGUUUUCAUAAGAAAAACGCUUGCAAUAUGCGUAUUACACAUUGAAAUACAAGGUAUUCCAACUUUAAACCCAUUUAUCGAUUCCCUUCAAGAUCCAUACGCAAAACUUUUGUUUUUUGCAGAAUAUCAACUUAAUCUCUCGUAUUUAGUCAAUUCUCAGUAUUCAUUUGUCUACUUCUUCCACUAUUUAACAGAUUUUAUUCCAUCAUAUUUAAAUUUAUUUUUAUCAUCAUUUGUAUUAUCCCCAGACAACAGCUGCAGAGAUGAGCUUAUUGAUCUUGCAACAUAUUUAAGAUUUGAUAAUUUACAAAUGCUUUCGAGAUCUUCAAAAAUCGAAUUCAAUCAAGAAAUCUAUGACAAUUUAAUUGUUCCUUCGAUUGCAGAAUCACUCCAAAAUGUAUGCGAAUGGAUUUGCGCGAACUAUUCUCUCAAUAUUUACAAGAGCGACGUACAAAGACAACAUAUAAUCGUAAUUCUUACAUCAUUUUCAUAUUUUCUUCAUUACAAACAAGACCAAUACAUAGCUGCUGUUGAGAAAGUGAUCACUGUUGAGUCACAAGAUAUUUAUUUCACAUGUUACGAACAAAUUUACGAUCUUUUAUCGAAAUUGUUCGAAUUCUCUGCUGUUUCCCAGAUAAUGAUUGAUUAUCUAUUCUCUAUGAUUCAGUUGGCGCUUAAUGAUCAAUCAAUUCCUAAGAUAAAUGCAACUUUAUUGUUGAUAUAUAAAAUAAAAUCGAAUGUUGACCAAGAAGAAAUCGAUAAUGUUAUCUCACAGAUCUUCACAUACCUUAUAGAGUCAUUUACCAAUGUUGAAAAGGUUGGAGAAUCAGAAAUGAAGGAUUUGGCCGAAAUUAUUGUUUCAAUUAUAUAUAAAAACCCUCUUUCUUUGAUAAAUUUCCUUCUUUACAACAUUCCUUCGAUCAAAUCAGAGGUUGUCAUCACAAUUUUCGUAUAUUUUGUCAAUGAAUUAUUAUCAAUGAUCCUAGAAUGCGAAGAAAUGACAGAUGAGCUACUUGCAAUUCGUACAUCAUUGGUCUCUUGUGCAAGCGCGUUCCUGGAAACUAUAAAUUCCAUAACGAGUCCUCAAAUGUUAUUUUUAUCUCAAAGUUUGAUCAAGAUGAUCCAGACAUUAUCCAAUUUUGUGACACCACAAGACACAGAUGGUUCAUAUGAGACACUUGUUUCUUGCGUAACUCAAAUCCUUCAGAGUGUUUUCGAAUUUGUUCAGUCAGAUUUCAUGAAUAGAUUUGAUCCUUCAGCUGUUUAUGAACUAAUUGAACAAUCUUGUCUACUCAUGGAGCAAUUCAACAUCAAAAUCUCAACAGAAAUUCCAAUUCUAAAUUUACCAAAAGAUAUCAUAUCAAAAAUGUCAAAAGAAUUGCCAAAUGUUGUUUCUCUUGCAUCAGAAGUAAUCAGUUCCGCUACUCAAGGCUUAGAAAAGGUCUAUUUUAAAGCGGCCGCAUCAAUUAUUGCAGGAUUCAUUGAAGGAAAAACAGACAAAGCAAUACAAUUCAAUGAUUUUGUGGCUCUAGCCAUAAAUAAUGGCUUUCCUCAAUACGCAGUUUUGAUGGCAAUGAACAAUAAUGAACUUUUGCUUGAAAUUGCAAACGCUGCAUUUUCCCAGAACGGAACAAAUGUUCCAGGAAGCUUUAUAAAGAAUCUUUGCAGAGCAUGCAAAUACUCGAAGUCAACAGAAUUAGUAGACUUGCUUUGCUCUCACAUAGAUAUCCAGCAAACAAAUCCAUCUCCUCUCAAAAAGUUGUCCUCAAUGCUCUCAAAAUUCUUAUGGGGAGGAAGUUCCCCGGGCGAUAGAACUGUAUCGUUCAUCGUUAACUGGAUCGAGCUUAUUAUAAGCGGAUUUAGUAUGACAGAGACAUCCAAAGAUGUCUUGUAUUGUCUGCGAUCCUUGCCUCAUGAAGUAAUUACUUCAUUAAGUCAAGAUUUCGUUUUCAAUUUGUUCAAUUACGCUCUAGAAAAGAGUUCAGAUGAUACGAUGUUUCUUGAUUAUUUCUCCGAUAUCUUGGUAAUUCUCUUUGAUGAGAAACCUGAGAUAGCAACACAAAUUGUUGGCCAAGUUUGCCAGUUCUUGAUUUUUGGCCAAAAUUUGAUAGAAUCAACUGUUUCUUCAUUUGAUCCUGAUAGACAGUUCUCUGUUAAUAAAAAUAAUUUGAAGAAUGUCCUUAUUCAAAUAAGUGUUGCAUACAGAUAUUCUUCAAAGUUUAUUUAA
Messenger RNA from Trichomonas vaginalis G3, 2508 nucleotides. Its product is annotated as armadillo (ARM) repeat-containing protein family. NCBI's taxonomy places the organism in Eukaryota, Parabasalia, Trichomonadida, Trichomonadidae. The transcript has a single exon. The coding region runs from base 1 to 2508 and encodes 835 amino acids. The record is from RefSeq and is a predicted model, not a curated record.